Messenger RNA from Bicyclus anynana (squinting bush brown), 7492 nucleotides. RefSeq names its product sodium-independent sulfate anion transporter. Gene Ontology annotation, cellular component: membrane. The record is from RefSeq and is a predicted model, not a curated record. The transcript has 13 exons. The coding region runs from base 267 to 2177 and encodes 636 amino acids. NCBI's taxonomy places the organism in Eukaryota, Metazoa, Arthropoda, Insecta, Lepidoptera, Nymphalidae. Gene Ontology annotation, molecular function: sulfate transmembrane transporter activity. Gene Ontology annotation, biological process: transmembrane transport.
GUAAGUCAAUGUGAUGUGAACGAACUUUGAGACUUUGAGUUCGAGACAAUUUUCUCGAUGUUUUUUAAACCCAGAACAGCCAGUUUAUUUCAUUAUUUAUGUUCGGUUAAACGUGUGAAUAAAUAUGAAUCUUUCGGCUAGCAUUACUUAUUAACUUAUGACGGUCACUGUGGUUAUGUAGUGUGAAACGAAUCAAAAUACCUCUCCUUACGUGGUACUUCAAAGAGAAAGAAAAAUCUCACACUUCAACAGAGCCUGGUAAUAAAAUGUCGUCGCCGUCCAAGAAACGCUACAAGAAGCAAAAAUGGUACACGAGUUUCUUGUACAAGAGAUUGCCGAUCAUAAAAACAUUACCAGAGUACAAUUCGGAAAAGGCUUUGGCGGAUUUUAUAGCGGGAAUUACAGUAGGACUUACGGUCAUACCACAGGCGCUGGCUUACGCUACUCUAGCCGGAUUGCACCCACAGUACGGCCUGUACUCGUCGUUCAUGGGAUGUUUUGUCUACGCAAUAUUUGGUUCAUGCAAAGACAUCACAUUGGGCCCCACUGCUCUGUUGGCCCUCAUGACAUAUGAGCAAAUACAGGGUCGAAACUUCGACUACGCCGUCCUACUGUGCUUCCUAACCGGCGUAGUUCAGCUUGCUAUGGGAAUAUUGCACUUGGGUGUCCUCAUAGAUUUCAUAUCGGUACCAGUGACUGUUGGGUUCACGUCAGCGACGUCAGUCAUAAUCGCCGUUUCACAGCUAAAAGGAUUAUUUGGACUCCAAUUUAGAUCCAAAGGAUUUAUGGACAAUGUGAAAAAGGUAGUGGUGAAUCUACCAAAUGCCACUAUAGCGGAUAGUACGCUGGGCGUCACGUGUAUAGUCAUACUGCUUAUAAUGAGGAAAAUAAAAGAUGUCAACUUGCCGCAAAACCAGAAAGGACUAAAGAAGACCCUAUGGUUAUUGUCCACAUCGCGUAAUGCUAUCAUCGUGGUACUGUGCUCCGUGAUCGCCUACACGUGGGAUAUCCAUACAAAAUCACCCUUCAAGCUCACCGGCACUGUAAAAGAAGGACUCCCAUCGUGGUCUCUGCCGCCGUUCGGUACACAAUUGGAAGGCAGAAAUGUGACGUUUGUCGAGAUGUGCUCCGACUUGGGCUCAUCGAUAGUACUCGUGCCAAUUAUCGGGGUACUGGGCAAUGUGGCGAUCGCUAAAGCUUUCGCAAGCGGUGACUCCGUGGACGCAACCCAAGAGCUGAUAACGCUGUCGUUCGCCAACAUCCUCGGCUCGUUCGUCAGUGCGAUGCCUAUCACGGGCUCGUUCUCUCGCAGCGCCGUCAACCACGCGAGCGGGGUCGCCACACAAUUGGGCAGCAUUUUUACGGGUAUUUUAGUUCUGUUAGCAUUAAGUCUACUCACUCCAUACUUUUACUACAUCCCGAAGGCUUCGCUAGCCGCAGUAGUUAUAUGCGCUGUGAUAUUCAUGAUCGAGUAUGAGGUGGUGAAACCUAUGUGGCGCUCUCGUCGCGCGGACCUCGUGCCAGCAUUUGCCACAUUCGCCCUGUGCCUCAUAGUGGGGGUGGAGCUGGGUAUAGUGGCAGGGGUGCUACUGAAUGUCGUACUACUGUUGUACCCCAGCGCAAGACCACAGAUGAACGCUGAAAUUGUUUCGAAUAACACAGGGUCCAGUUAUUUGAUGAUAACGGUGGGCAACAGCCUUUACUUCCCCGGCGUGGAAUACAUACGGCAAUACGUGACUCGCGCUGCCAAGAAACAAGGUGGUUGCAGCAUGCCUGUGGUGAUUGACUGCAGAUAUGUGCUAGGAGCGGAUUUCACUGCUGCCAAGGGCAUCUGUGCGUUGUCCAACACACUGUCGUCGCGCGGACAACCGCUAGUGUUGUUGUCUCCCAGAAGCAACGUGGCGUCCGUGUUCAGUGGCGCCGGCUCCGGCGUGGUCGUGGUCAUGUCUGCCGCGGAACUGGACACCACUUUACAAGAACUCACAGGUCAAAUAGCUUUACCAGUGCUAAACGGUGAAGGAAAGCGUGCGACCCCUCCACCACCAUACAACACUCUAAGUCAAGUCGACGAAGACGCCAUAGAAGUCGUCAUAGCCGACGACAGAACCAUUGCACCUCUACUGACCACGCCCAGUGGUCGUCGAAAGAGCUCGACAAAGGAAGCGACAGACACGUGACAUUAUUCAGAUAGGUUAAGUUAUUAUUAAGAUAUUUGUACUGCCGAUAGACACUAUAUCGUAUCAUAUCAAUGCACAGGGCCGGCUCGUCCAUACGGCGAACGGAGCAGGCGCUCCAGGCGCGAAAUCCUAGGGGGCGCCUAAUAUGGUAUAAAACAAUAAAAGAAAUAUCUUUUUUUUUCAAUUGUCUAUAUGGGAGUAUGAUUUUAAAAGUUAUCGAUAUUCUAUUACCUACUAUUAAAAUCCUAAAACUCCUAGUCGACCGUAAUCUGUAUUGCACCUGAUUUUCAAUUGGUCACUGCAGAGUAUGGUCGAGAUCUUCGCGUUCCAUACAUACUUUGGACUCACAAUUGGUACUUGAAAUUAUUAUUAGGAGCCUAGAGGAAACGGGAGAGGCGCCAUAAUUGGAUCUCGCUCCAUUCUAAAAUUUACUUCGGGCCGGCGCUGUCAAUGCAUAGUGAUUGUUGUUAUAAAGAUGAAUUAAUCAUAAUUUUGUAAAAAAAAUUUAGAAUCCACAUUCCAAACAUAAUUUUGACGCGUCUUAUAUUCGAUGGAGCCGGCUGCACACUCGAAAAAGGAUGACGUAAUGCGUCGCUCCCUCGCUCUAGGGUUGCCAACUUUUUUUACAAGAAAUAAAGUAUAUUCUGGUCUAUGAAGAUUAUAAAACAGUAUUUUAGAAAAAUGAACAUUUUCUUUUGAAAAAUGCAACCAUUCCAUCAGUAUUUUCUUAUGACGUUGUCACGUUCAACUAUCGUCAGAAAACCGACUUUACAGACAACCGAUUUUUUUUUUAAGUAAUAUCAUGCAAUCUUCCCUGAAAACGAAUAUGAAAUAAUAUGCCCUAUGAUACUCCUACAACUGUGACUAAUGAUAUCUUAUAAUAUGUUGAAAUUGUUUUGGGCACUAGAUCUUGAUACUUAAAAACUAUUGUAGGAAAUAGUAGCCUGAGACGGAUAUGACGUUAGAUUUUUUUAUUCAAUGAUAAGUCAUAGGCUAUUUAUUGACUGCGAUUUCGAUUCUGCUAACUAACUAUAGCUUGGAAACUUUGUUGAUGACACUGCCAUGAUAUGCAGGCGACGGGGGGUGGAGGGAAGGAAGUCUUGCGCGCGGGGCAUCGCUACGCCCCUUCCGGCGUGCGCGGACCAUCGGGAGUGCUACGAACGAUGUUGCCAAGCUAUAGCCACGGUCGAUGCCUACCAGCAGACUUUCUUUUUUAAAAUUGAAGUAACCUCUUGUGUUUUGAAUUUUACAGACCCGGGUGCAUUUUUUAUUCUUUUUUUUUUUAUUUAUGACUUUUCUAUAAAAAGAUGCAUGUCACUUAACUACUUCCUUAUUGAUUUCCUUAUUCGUAAAUAUAGUAAUACAUGGGUAAUUGGGUACGUCAAUAACGAUUAUAUACUUUUAACAUGAACAGUUGGUGAAUAUUAUUAUAAUUUUCCCUUUCUAUUUACCAGUGAAAUGAUAAUUUAUUUGUUUACAUUACUUGUGAAAAGUCUGGUUACUAUUAGACCUGUGUCAGAAGGCAUUUUAUAAAUAUUAAUAAAAAUGUCUAUGAUUUUUUGUAUGAUAAAUUUGUUCAUAGAUCUACCCUGGGAAGGUAUAGAAUUUUUUAACGUUUUAAUGUUAAGAAUAGGAGACUGAAUUUGGUACUGAUAUCGUUGUAACAAAACUUUACAGUUAAGUAAAAGAUCAACAUUUUUUAGAUUAAAGUAACAAAACUUUUAAUGUGUCUCUUCUAACUCGAAUAUUAUGUUAAUCCAUAGAAUAAUGAAAAAUUGCCAUUAUGUGUAUACAUAUUAUGGUAUGCGUCCACAUAUCCGCAUCUUACGUAUCUGAUGAAUCGCAUAAAAUGGGUUUUAUAAUUUUACGGUAGACUCGUGCGAUCCGUACAAUGCAGAUCAGUGGACGGACUUGUAUGGCUUUCUAUAAUAUUGAUAUACUACGAUCCAUGUGAUGCGAUGCCUCCGAUACAUACGAUGGGGAUAUGUUAACGGUUACCAUUAUAGACACUUAAGUGAUUUAUAUUUACCAGAACACGAAAUGACAAACUAACGUUACCUACCAUUUUACCUCGUAGACAUUCAUACUUAGGAUCAUUUUUAUGCUAACCAGUUCGUAUAAUGAGAUGUAAAGUUCCUAUAAAUAAACGUACUUAUUUCUAAAAUAAUUCGUGAAACGAAUGUAUUGCAUAACGUUAGAAUGAUUUUUGGUGUAUUUGGUGGGGAAACCGUACAUAAUAAUUAUUAUAAUAAUGAUGGCCUGAUGAUGAUGAUUGUGAAAUCAGUCGUAUAUACUAUUACAUAGACACCUAAAAGCGCUGCAUAUCCUAGAUAUAAGUUCAUUGAUGAUCCUCCCAUCAUAUGCGGGCGACGGGGAAAAGACUGCGCGGGUAUGAAAUCGUGUUUGCGGGGAAGUGAGGGUUUUUAUUCAUCGCUACACGCCCCCCGGCGCGGACUAUCGGGAGUGUUAUGAACGAAGUUGCCAAGCUAUAACAUGAAAUCCAUACCAAAACGCAUUUUUCGUAUUCCGUAAAGCCCAUUGUUAACAAAAAUCACAAUAUCUACUUACUCUAUAAUAUCGACGAAGGGUUUCAUUGUUAGUUUCUACCUAUAACCUUAAUUUUAAUUAGUUAUCAUUAAAUAAAUAGUGAAUAAGAAAUCACGUGACUUGAGAAUUACUAACAACAGUUAGUUGGUAAAUUUCCUAUAUGUCUACUAAACAUACUGCCAUUAAAUUCUGUUUUGUUGUCAUAUACCCAGUGCAUAUAAUUUGCUUGUAUUUGUCUAUGUUGUCUAUGAAUAAACGCAAUAUAUCAUUCCCAGUCACUUUUUAAUUACUAUAUAACUUGACUCCAACUGUCGGCGAGUUUGUCAAUGCUGGACAUUGAUAAAUUGUAUCAUAUUGAAGGCGGUUCGAAUAUUUUUUAUUGUAUAGAAGAUAAGUUAAAGUUAUUUGAUUAUAUAUUUGAAAUAUACAGGGUGUUGUGGAGUAUUUCCCAUAACAUCAAGGUUACAUGGUGGUUAACAUGUCCACAUAUAGGAGCCGUAAUAUAUACAUUCCUUUUUUACAAUAAAAAAAUUGAAAUACCUAAUCGUAGUGGUAAGAUUGUCGAUAUCGACGAGAUAUUGCAACUAGCACUCCGCACUUCACAUGUAAACUACUUCAUGAUAUUCAUCAAUGAAUAAGUUUGGCUAGGUCAUAAUAUAAGGAUGCGAUAUACGAGUAAGGGACACAAUUUAAGGUCUAUUUAGAAAAGAAAUAUUCUUUACUCCGAAAAUAUUCAUUUUAGAUCACAUGUUCCUUAGACAUAUUUAAUUAAUUUUCCUUAAAGAAUAUUAACUCUAAGAGUUAUGGGCUUACUCCCGAGCACCCUGUAUAUUGUUAGCACACCAAAAAUUGUGCUAGUUUCAUGAAAUUUGUAGGAACUGUCUGUGAAUGUUCAAUUCGAUCAUUUGCUACUGUUUGAAGAGUACUAAAUAUAUUUGUACAGAUAUUUUAUUUCUAAGUUUUAGAUAUUUAACUUAACUAAGUUACGGUGAAAGAAUCAAGAUAUAACUAUAUUGAAUUAUUUUCCUUUAUAAUUAUUUUAUAAUUGGUUUGGUAGUUACUUAAAUCUGACUGAAUGUAAACACCUUAAUAUCCAACACAUACCAUUUUCGAAACUUAUCACACAAGCUUUUCCAUAAAGGCUACAGCAAAUGUACAAUCGGAAAAUUUCGACUUUAUUUCAUCGCCAGCAGUGUUAAUAAUAAAUGUUUGAUUAUUGGCAAUAACGAAUGCUCUAUCGUACGCCUCAUCAGGUGUGCGUUGACCUCUAGGUGUUAUGAAUAGAACGUUCAUACCUGAUGUAUAAUAUAAAAUGAAUGGUCUUAUAGCGAAAAGCUUCGACCAACACCUUAUGAAGCUUUCGCUUAACUGUUGGAUCAAGAGUCGGAUACAAAAGGCAGUGAUUCUUGAGACGGCGCGUAUUGUGAGGAGGUUCCUCACUCUGGAGCCCUGACCACCGGUUGCUUGGGCACUCAAAUGUCCCGCAGCGGGAGGGUAGAUUUUUUUUAUAAUAUUUUAAUAGUGUUUUGUAGUUUAUAUUUAUAUUGACAUUGUUAAAAAUUUUAAAAAAAGAAUUAAUAAAUUGAUGAAUUAUAAUUAUUAUUGUCAGCUCAAUGUGAACAAUAAAUAACUCGUUUUCAGGCGUAGCUAUCAGGCGUAUCAAUGAUACGGUGUCCCCGGACUACAGGGCCCCACACGUGUGAAAGCAAAAAUUAGUAAAAUGUAAUCCACAAUUACACUGAAUGUGGUCACGAAAAAAACUUAUAAAAAACUGCUUAUAGAGUUUUACUUCAGAAAUGACAAAAGGCUUUUAUUCCUGUCAAGAUUGCUUUUUAAAAAAAAAUCGAAAAAGCAAUCUUUUAUUCCUGAGUUACCCAAGCGUGCGUCCAAAAGUUGGAAAUAUCCUAUAUAGUUUAAGUUACUUUCAUAUAUUUAUUUUUUUAAGCAAGCAGUUUUGUUUCAUUUGUGCGAAUUUUCUCGCGAAAGGUUCUCAAGUUGAUCGGUUUGUUUUUUUACCAUUUGUUUAGGCCCCUCAACUAAUUUUGUAUACGGGGCCCCUGCAAGGCACGCUACGUCACUAGUUUCCAUGCUUAAUUGAUGCUAACUUUACGUUAAAUGUGAAUGCUCUUUUAACGUGGUGUGGUGACCUUUUGGUCAAUGCAACAGCAGUACAUACAUGAAAAUAUAAGUGACCAAUCUGACAUUGUAUCAACCAAUCAGAUUGUUGCAAAUAUGACGUGCUGUUUCUUUAUCUCAAUAAUCUGAUUGGUUCAUUGUACAUUAGCAAACUAGAGCUUUCUUUGAUUGUAAACCCAGUGCACGCUACAGUGUAUACAGGCUGUCCCGCAACUAAUAAAUAAUACCUAAAUAUACAUACACAACCUAAUUAAUUAUCUAAAACUAAUUUGAAUAGUUUUUCAAAAAACCCUAGUGUUUUUUUAUAGCAGAUUUUUCAAAUUCUUCUUUCUUGAAUCAGUUUUUUCAAUGCUAUAGCUGUUUACAUUUUGGAGAUUUGAUUUUUAGAUAAUUAGAUGGUCUAACUUCCAUUUACGUUUUAUCCAUUAAUUACGGGACACCCUGUAUAAAGACCUAAUGUUUUAGUUUUAUGCUGUGCAUAUGGGUGUUAUAUCUCUUAUAUGUAUUUUACUGCCUAAUGAGUGUUUUAAGUAAGUAUAUUACCAAAUGUGUUUUUUAUCUUUGUUUAUUUUACGUGCAAUAAAUCAUGACUUUUCUUUUGAAGAAAAUAAAUCUCACUUUUAAAAAUUUAA